Entamoeba histolytica HM-1:IMSS is the source of this 2361-nucleotide messenger RNA. Its product is annotated as protein phosphatase domain-containing protein. The transcript has a single exon. Bases 1 to 2361 code for a protein of 786 amino acids. Lineage: Eukaryota; Evosea; Mastigamoebida; Endamoebidae. Gene Ontology annotation, molecular function: protein serine/threonine phosphatase activity. The record is from RefSeq and is a predicted model, not a curated record. Gene Ontology annotation, biological process: protein dephosphorylation.
AUGUCUAUUCACCCUCGAUUCUCAUCUUUUUUCGAAAUAUCUGAAGUUUCUAACUCACUGGAACAUUCAGUAUACCUGAAAAGUACACAAGGAAUGCUUUUUCAAAAUUCUUCAUUUUUAGUUAUUUUAUCAUCUCUUCCAGAUUCUUCAAUAUUAUGUGAUGAGGGAAAAUCAUCUUUUCUUAUGAACUCUUCAACGUCAUUACUUCCGAUAGUAUCUGACCGUGUUUCUUAUUUUUGUGGUUAUAUGACUACUUAUUUAUCCCUAAACGAAAAAGUUCCUUCGUCGUGUCUUAUCUUCAUUAAUAUGAAAAGUCAAAACAUUAUAAAUGAAAUCCUUAGUUCAAUUUCUAAAACUUUGUCUCAUUGCAAAGUAAUUACAGUUAUACGAAUUAAUAAUAAUGAUAUUGUCAUUAAGGACCAAUUCGAAAGACUACCUAGUUGUAUGUCUGAUCACACAAUUAUUCCAGUUCCUUCUCAGUCUCUUUUAGAACUUAUCAAAACGUAUAAAAAUGAAGAAAAAGAAAUUGAAGUUAUUAUUGCUACUGAUGAAGUGAAAUUUCAAACCGAAAUAUUUCCUUUGAUUAGGGAAGGUCAUUCAAUUACAUUAUUGUGUACAGAAGAAGAAGGAAAAAUGCAAAAUGACAUCAACCUUUAUCAUGGAUUAGAUUGUUCUGUUAUUCACCAUGAAUUAAAUGAGUCAUUCUUACAAAAAAUAUUUGAAAGAAUUCGUCAGAAAGAGAAAUUAACAAACAUUAAAUAUAAUGAAAAUGCAAUAGCAAUACAAAACGCACCAAAAAGUUUUGUAAAAACAAGAAAAUCACUUAUGUUUAUGUGUCCUGCUAUGGAAAUCAAUGAAAUCAUGUUAGGAAAUAAAAUACCAGAGAGAAGUCCAAUUAGUUGUGUUGAGGCUGUAUUAUAUUUAUUUCAUCAAAUGAAACAAUGGUCGGUUUGUGUUCCAAAGUUAAAUGCAAAGACAAUGAUUAGAGAAGAAGUUGUAAAACGUAGAUGUAUAAGACAAAAAACAACAGAAACACGGAGAGGAGGAAGGUGUGUUGCAACUCAGUUAACUCGUGGGUGUAGAGACCAAUUAAAAGAACAAGGAGUUUAUAAUAGUUCAUUGUGUGAAAGAACAAAAGAAAUGAGUGAUACUCAAAGAGAAAAGACUAAGGCAAAAACAGCUCCACGAAGAGGAUUAGUUCGAAUGGAUGGGGUGAUAGGAUUAACACGAGAAGAUAAAAUAAAAAAAUUUCAGAAUGUAAUUCAAAAAACACAGUCAGAUGUUCUUGGUCUUGAUUCAAUUAAGUUAGUUGAUGUUAAGGAUCGAAUUGUUAAUGGAUAUUUGAAGAAGUAUCAAGGGAAAUGUAUUCCAAUGAGUUUUAAUGAUGAUGUUCAACGAAUCAUGGAAUCUCAGAAAUGGGAAGAGAUUGGUGAGCUUAAAGAAGGAAAUGUGUUUGUUUCAACUAAUAAAAUAGAUGAGCUUUUAAACAAUGUGGAAAUCAAAGAUUGUGAAAGAAAGGGAGAAAGGAAGGUGUGGUUUUCAAGGAGUUCAAGCAUUGGACCUAAAAAAAGAAUGGAAGAUUUUGAUGUUUUUGUUGAAGAUAUGAAAAUGCUCAGUAAUAAAACUUCAGAAAGUAUUGCAUUUUUUGGAGUAUUUGAUGGACAUUUAGGAACGUCUACUGCUGAUUAUUGUUCAUUUAAAAUAUAUAAUGAAAUAAUUCGGCACAAAGAAUUUCCAAACAAUUUGAAAAGGGUUGUUUGUGAUGCUAUUUAUUCAGUAGAAAAUGGAUUUAAACCACUAGCAGAAAAACUUAGUGCUAAUGCUGGAACAACAGCAGCAAUUGCAUUAAUUACUGAACGAAAUAUUAUAACAGCAAAUGUUGGAGAUACAGAAAUUGUACUAUGCAGAAAAGGAAUGGAACCAGAAGUGUUAUCAACACGACAUAUUCCAAAAGAAGAAAAUGAAAAGAAAAGGAUUGAAGAAGCAGGAGGAAAAGUGUAUAAUAAUAAUGGAUGGAGAGUUGAAGGAUUAUUGGGAGUUUCAAGAAGUAUUGGUGAUGAACCAUUAAAGACAUGUGUUACUUGUGAACCAUCUAUUUUUGAAAAAGAGUUAAAAGGAGAUGAAGAAUUUCUGGUUAUUGCAAGCGAUGGGUUUUGGGAUGUAUUUAGUUAUGAAAAUGCAACAGCCAUUAUUCGUUCUUUUCUUGAAAAAGAACAAUUUGUUAGUGGGGUUGAUGAAGAUGGAAUAUGUUUACCAAAGAAUUUAAAAGAUAUGGCACGGUAUCUUGUUGAUGUAGCAAUCAAAAGAAAGACAUUAGAUAAUGUCACUGUUUCAAUUUGUUUUUUCAAUAAUCAUUGUUGA